ACGACUGCUAGAUCUCAGAGAUGAAUUCAUAUCAACAUUCAUAGCUGCUGUUAUCCCAACUCCAUAGAUUGAAUCUGAUUCAGUCCAACGCAAGCAUAAUGUCCCAAGACAUCCGCGCCCUAGCAACCGAGAUCCUCGCCCUCUGCACCCAGCUGGAGGAAACCUGCAACGACUCUGGAAUCCCUUCUCCAAGCCUAACCACAGACACUAAAUCCAACUUCUGGUCCAAACCUGAGCUAGCGACCACCAGAACAACCGCCCUCGGCCUACUCGACCACCUCACCACCCUCCUCCAAGGGCCCCACGAUUUCCUACACGAGUUCGUCUCCUCUAACUGGGACCACGGGGCACUGUACGUAUUUCUCCAGUCACAGACACUAGAGCAUAUAGCCCAGACCGGCCGAUCAUCUCUUCACGACCUUUCAAAACACACCAGGAUUCCAGAAGACAAACUCAGCCGUAUCCUCGGACUCCUCCGGUGCCGACACAUCGUCGCUGAGCCAGAGAGGGGUGUAUUCUCCCUGACAGCUGUAUCAGAGGAACUGCUCGAAGACGGGGACUUUUGUGCUUGGGUGGAGUUUCAGUUAUUCGAGACCCGUGUUGCGAGUGCACAUCUGGCGGAUGCGCUGAUACAUAAACCGAAUGGAUAUGCCGAUGGCGUGUCAGGGUUCAAAGAAGGAUGGGGCAUGGAAAUGUAUGACUGGCACGCGCGAUAUCCGGAGAAAGGGGAGCGGUUUCGUCGUGCGAUGAGGGGGGUUUCGAGGGCCCUCGACCCUGCCGAUUCUCUCCUUGAGAGCUGGAUCGACCAACACCCGCCUACAUCCCGGACGAAGAUCGUCGAAAUCGGAGGCCGGUAUGGAUUUGCCUCUGUUUCCCUGGUACAGAAGCAUCCGGAUCUCUCGUUUGAAGUCCGCUGUGACUCUCAGGAUUUUCUCGACCGAGGCAGUGCACAGGUCCAAUCUGGCUGUCGGGAUCGGAUAUCCUUCACGCGCUGUCCUUCACUAUUCGAUUCGCAGCCUGUGGAGGAUUCACGUACGGUGUGGGUCUACGUAAUCCAGAACUUGUUUUGGAAUUGGUCAGAUGUGGAUGUUAUUCGAUUACUACGGUCAUUGAAAGAGGUAUCAGAUAAGUCUACGCGCAUUCUAGUAACAGAUGGGGUCUCCCCUCUGUCUGGAGAAUUUCCUGCGCAUGAAGAGAUAGCGUAUCGAAGGCGAGACGUCACGACCAUGACGAUGCAUAACGUCAAGCAGAGGAGGCAGGAAGAGUGGGUGGCUGUGUUUGGGAGUGUUGGGGAGAAUGUACAGGUUGAGACGACGUUUGAGCGAAGUUCGCAUGUUUGUAAGGGGCUGUGGGAGAUACGGUUUGGUGGGAAUGGUUCAGAUUGA
Messenger RNA from Aspergillus ibericus CBS 121593, 1385 nucleotides. Its product is annotated as S-adenosyl-L-methionine-dependent methyltransferase. Gene Ontology annotation, molecular function: O-methyltransferase activity. NCBI's taxonomy places the organism in Eukaryota, Fungi, Ascomycota, Eurotiomycetes, Eurotiales, Aspergillaceae. The transcript has 5 exons. The coding region runs from base 99 to 1385 and encodes 428 amino acids. The record is from RefSeq and is a predicted model, not a curated record.